Fusarium odoratissimum NRRL 54006 is the source of this 1617-nucleotide messenger RNA. RefSeq lists its product as uncharacterized. The transcript has a single exon. Gene Ontology annotation, cellular component: mitochondrion. Gene Ontology annotation, molecular function: GTP binding. Bases 185 to 1429 code for a protein of 414 amino acids. NCBI's taxonomy places the organism in Eukaryota, Fungi, Ascomycota, Sordariomycetes, Hypocreales, Nectriaceae. The record is from RefSeq and is a predicted model, not a curated record.
UCGGCAUUUUCUUCUUCGUUAUGUUGUCUUUUUAUUUCCUCUAUCAUUUUAUGCUGCUGUUUUACGGAAAUGCCCAUGUUGUUUUGAGUGCGCAGAACUGGGACGAGAAACCCAUUUGACGAAAAUUCUCGUAUCUAAGUUACCUAGCUCCUCCACUAUACAUUACCGUUCAAUAGAGGUCACCAUGACACUACAACGAGGCUUUCCGGUAACUCGGCUAUCUUAUUUAUCAUCAUGCUCCAAGCUUGCCGGGCAGAAAGCUCACUUCAGUACGUCAGGUCAGAUGAACCUGCGUCAACGACCACUACGCCGACAAACAAGCCGUAUUUCCAACCAAGCACAGCAAGUCAGUCCUGCAACUUCACCAAUUGCAGUCACGCCAACCUUAAGUUCGAACGUGAAGACUGAGGAACCCGGAAGCCAGCCAUCUGCUCAGGAGAUUAUCGUGCCAGGCUUUUCUCUCCAUGAGAGUACCUCGAAACCACGAAAGGUCAAGCCGCGAGGACCAUUGCCUAAGGGAAUCAAGCCCUAUCAGCAGGUUUUAGUAGAGAGUGAGUCCAUCUGCUUCAAGCAUGGCUCAACUUCGCCAGUCGAUGUGCCGAAAGAAGGCAGACCUGCUCUUGCAGCAGCCGAAAAGUUCUUUGAAGAACGAUACCAAAUACUCUACUCUGCCGAAAACCUUCAUGACCACCCCCAAAACGACCACAUCCCGGAAAUUGUUGUACUGGGUGCCUCCAAUGCUGGAAAAUCAUCUUUCCUCAAUGCUCUUCUCGGUGAUCGGGAAAUAGCCAAGGUGAGCCACAAGCCAGGCAAGACUACAACGAUGAAUGCGUAUGGUGUUGGGCCACGUCCCAAGAUUGCCAAGGAGCUCAUUCGCAAAGGUGAUUCACCGCCAAAGCACAGUCUGGUGCUUAUGGAUACCCCAGGUUACGGAUUUAAAAGUCAAGAGAACUGGGGAAAGACUAUCCUAAAGUAUCUCAACGUCAGGAACAUGCUUCGUGGCGCAGUGAUCUUGAUACCGGCCGACAAGAAGCUCCAAGAAACGGAUAGAUGGAUGCUCAGAACACUUGCUCAAUCUAACACUCGAACAUUGGUUGUCAUCACCAAAGCGGAUAAGCCUGGGAAGGAGUGGCAAGAUGCAUGUCACAGGCUUCAUACUCAGAUCGAAGCCAUCAUGCGCGGUCUAGAGGCCCGAUCAGCUGCCACUUGGAGGGAAGGGCCCGGGCGUAUGCUCGAUAUUUAUGCCACAGCCUCCAAAAUUGCCUUCGUAUCCCGCCGGCUUGGUAAUGGAGGUGGUAUUGGGGGUGUAAGACUUGCAAUACUGGAGAUGGCUGGCUUUUCUCUGGGAGACAAGAUCGAAAAGCAGCCCGAGACAAAGGCUUAUACUGGGAAGGUUGUCUCUUUUGAUGAUAUCGUCUGGAAAUCAUGAGCUUGAGUGUCGAAACCCAAUCGACUCAUAUAUAUAGUAUCUAGCUCAUGAAUAUUGUACAAUAGUUGGUUCAACAUGAUCAAAAUACCUCAUAUGGAGAGAAGCAAGUUGGUGCGAGGGCCAGCCUCAGCUUUAAUAAUGUAUUAAUACAGCCUUGAAGGGGUAGAUGCCCGUCUGUGCCUUGCUCC